Messenger RNA from Durio zibethinus, 2624 nucleotides. RefSeq lists its product as uncharacterized. NCBI's taxonomy places the organism in Eukaryota, Viridiplantae, Streptophyta, Magnoliopsida, Malvales, Malvaceae. The record is from RefSeq and is a predicted model, not a curated record.
UCUGAACCCAUUUGCGCAGACAAGUGCACAUGCAGGUGAUUAGAAAUGUAUAAAUGCAUAAAAUAAUUUCUUAAAAAAUUACGAAAUUUAAUCUAUUUAUAACUGUUAUACUAUAACUUGUUUGAAAUAUUUGAUACGAUUUAGUACUACUAGUAUUUAAAACGUUGAAAUUUUGUUUCUGAAAUCUGAUUCCGAAGCAAAUUAUCAAUGGAAUCCACAAAGCUCUGGCAUGUCAUCUCCUUGUAUCUCUCAACCGCCCUCGUCAUUUUCCGCAACUUACUUCUUUACAUUCUCAACUUAAACCAGUCACCUCUCCUGACCAAAUUCAUGGAUGCAAUCUUAUCUUUUUAUUUUCGUUUAUGUGAUCUGUCUCCCUGCGCCAUUGAUUUGGAUGAGCAGACCACCAUCCAUUUCUGGGUCGCCAACCACCGGCGUUUUGACAAGCAAUCUCUUGUCAUGGUCCAUGGCUAUGGUGGCAAUUCACUCUGGCAGUUUCUUUAUCAAGUUGGUCCUCUGACUAGAAAAUUCAAUGUAUACAUCCCGGAUUUGUUGUUCUUUGGAAAAUCGUACUCGAAAAGCCUGGACAGAUCUGAUUUAUUCCAGGCUAAGUGCUUAUCAGAUGGGUUGAAGAGGCUGGGAGUUGAUAAGUUCUCUGUCUAUGCGAUCAGUUAUGGAGGAUUCGUGGCGUAUCGGAUGGCUGAGAUGUACGCUGAUGCGGUGGAGAAGGUUGUGAUCGUGAGCAGUGGGAUAUUGUAUACUGAUGAUCAAAGGGUAGAGCAGUUGAGGAAAAUUGGAAGGCAUCCCUCUGAGAUUCUUGUUCCGAAGAACCCAGAUGAUUUAAGGUUACUCGUCAAUCUGUCAAUGUACAAGCAGAAUUCUCUCUACUGGCUUCCUGAUUUUUUACUCCGAGAGUUCAUAACUAUGAUGUAUGAUCAUUGUCGGAAGGAAAAGAUUGAGCUGGCAAAGCACUUGGUGGAGAAGAAAGCAGAUACCAACCUUCCUGUUCUAACUCAGGAAACACUACUGAUUUGGGGGGAUCAGGACAAGAUUUUCCCAUUAGAACUUGCACAUCAGUUGCAAGGGCACUUGGGUUCAAAAUCAAGGUUGGAGAUAAUCAAGGAUACAGGGCAUGCUGCAAAUAUGGAGUCACCUGAUAAGAUCAAUAAGUUGGUAAUAUCAUUUGUUUCAGGUUGCUCAUCCUAGCAUGAUCAUCAAAUAACUAUGAUAAGCUUGUACUUCAAACAUAUUGAAUCAGUGAUCAGUAUCUUUUGCUUCUUUAUCUUUUUGAGCAAAUUGACAAUCAGAUGAAAUGUUGAUACUUGUAAAAAGGAAAAGUCCCCAAGCAAAGCACGUUAGUCUAAUCAUACAGCUUCAAGUCAUUUAUAACUCGCACAUGAGCAGGCGAGAAUGGCCUCAAAUUAAGAUUGGUAAGGGCCUAAGGAUUGGAAUUGAUGUGUUUUGGUCUUAAACAUGAAUUUAAAUCUCAAUUUGCUAACAUAAUUGCAGUGUUGUCCAUAUGAAAAUUGAUCGAACACUAGGAUAAUAACCGUCCUUCACACACAGUUUUUUACUUUACGAAUUCGCAUAGCAGGGAUUAUUAGAGAACAAGAAAAUCUAGAAGUGAUUUGAACUCUCCCCUACCUUGAUAUAUAGCUUCCACAACGAGCAAAAAGAUACCGGCUGGCAUUUCCACCACAUCCAACACACCGUAAUUGUCUUCAACUCUCAUCUCCCAAUUGCAAUGCUUGAGCUUCAUCUCUGGUAUCCUCUACUAACACUUCUCCCACAAACGCAUCUUCUCGCACCUUUCCUCUUUCCCUUCAUUCAUCUUUCCUUGUUUUGUUAAAGAUUUGGCUGCCUCUCCUUCCAUCACUCUUCUUUCUUCGCUCUCUCGCCUUUUAAAUGCUGCGUUUGUUGAGUCCAAAAACCUCCAUAUGUACUCCACUCUCCAUGGGAAUCCUGCAGCUAAAUCUCCACAGUUGCUGCAACUACAGUCCUUGUUGUUGUCCCUUACAAUCACCCCUUUUGGCUCUGAACUUCUCAGUACUUUCAAGAACUCCGUUCUUUUAUCAGGCCUGUUGUGAUUUAGAUGAAGUCUAAAUUAUUACGCACAAAAAAUUAAGGUCUCUCCAUGUGAGUUGUGAAUAAUUUGUGCAUUCAGGUUUUGUAAUGGAUGGUUCUCGAGUCUAUUGUAAAUUGAUGUUCAUGGAGUUGGCAAAACCUGGAAGUCGAGAAUAGAAUUUGUGACUUGGUGGACAAACACAAAAAAUGGUGUCUAUGAUUUUAUUAUUUACAGCAGUGGCUGGCUGCAACAACUGUGAUGCGAACCAGAAAGGAGGCUCUCCAGAACGGCUAGUCAAGACCUCAAGAAGAUACCCCAAUAUCAAGAAUAUGAAGAUUAGACUUCUUCUCCGGCUCUUGAGCAAGAAUUUGGAGUAUGGAAGCGUUUGCUAUGUUUGAUACAAGAAAUAACAGAAAGGGAUAGCCACCAAAGAUCAGAAAGUUUUACAUUAAGUUAUAAUAAUGUGUAUCAACAAAGAACUCUUCAUUAAAAGUCUGAAAAUAGAGAAAUCAUCAUUGACAUCCCAGAACACUAGUUGUAAUAAUACCAUAGGAAGUUUUAU